CAUCAUCAUCAUCAUUACUGUAUUUCAAAUUAUGACAAUGGAGUCAUACAAAACCCUAGAAAUCGUUCGCAAGAACUCUGAUUCCUCCGUAUUUAACCUCAUCAUCAACAGACCAUCACAUCUCAACGCCUUAUCUCUCGAUUUCUUCAUCGAAUUCCCCAAAGCUCUCUCAUCUCUCGACCAAAACCCAGAUGUCUCCGUCAUCAUCCUCUCCGGCGCCGGAAAACACUUUUGCUCCGGCAUCGAUCUCACUUCCCUCUCUUCAAUCUCAACACAAUCUUCGUUCGGUAACGAUAGAGGACGAUCAAGCGAGCAGCUACGCCGUAAGAUCAAGUCGAUGCAAGCUGCGAUUACCGCAAUCGAACAGUGCCGGAAACCUGUAAUCGCUGCUAUUCACGGCGCGUGUAUCGGCGGAGGCGUUGAUCUUGUUACCGCUUGUGAUAUUAGGUAUUGCUCUGAGGAUGCUUUUUUCUCGAUUAAGGAGGUUGAUCUAGCGAUUGUUGCGGAUCUUGGUACGCUUCAGCGAUUACCGAGUAUUGUUGGGUAUGCAAACGCCAUGGAAUUGGCUUUAACUGCUCGGAGAUUCUCUGGUGGUGAAGCUAAAGAACUUGGUCUUGUUUCUCGGGUUUUCGGAUCUAAAUCGGAUCUUGAUAAUGGUGUCACUACGAUCGCUGAAGGAAUAGCAGGCAAGUCUCCUUUAGCUGUGACAGGGACAAAGGCAGUGUUAUUAAGAAGCAGAGAGGUGAGUGUAGAACAAGGUCUUGACUAUGUAGCAACUUGGAACUCGGCUAUGCUUAUAUCAAAUGAUCUCAACGAAGCUGUCUCUGCUCAGUUGGCGAAAAGGAAACCUCGGUUUGCUAAACUGUGAUACGGUCUCUGUUGCUUCUUGUUGUUCAUUGACGAUAUUAUCGUUCUUCCGGGGAAACAAAGUAAUAAGAUUUUACUUCAAGG
This is a messenger RNA of Arabidopsis arenosa, 951 nucleotides long. NCBI's taxonomy places the organism in Eukaryota, Viridiplantae, Streptophyta, Magnoliopsida, Brassicales, Brassicaceae. The record is from the annotation of a GenBank genome assembly.